This is a messenger RNA of Solanum lycopersicum (tomato), 846 nucleotides long. NCBI's taxonomy places the organism in Eukaryota, Viridiplantae, Streptophyta, Magnoliopsida, Solanales, Solanaceae. The record is from RefSeq and is a predicted model, not a curated record.
AUGACUUCUAAUAUUUGUGCAGAACAUCCAAAUGCUUUUUGGGACAGGAAAAAGCAUAUUGUAACUCUGCCUUAUGAAGAUUCUUUCAAUGAAGCAGAUAUUCCUACAAAAUCUCGUCCCUAUCAAAUGAAUUCUGAACUUAUCGAUUUCUGCAAAAAAGAAAUUGAUAAUUUAUUAGCAAAGGGACUUAUAAAACCCUCUAAAUCACCAUGGUCUUGUACUGCAUUUUAUGUUAAUAAAGCUGCAGAACAAGAAACAGGUGUUCCUAGGAUGGCAGGAGGUAAUGAACCUCCAUGGUCACAUAUCCGUGGCCGAGGAGGAAGAAGCAGCAGGGGUAGAGGAAGAUCAUCCUCUUACCAAUCUAUAAGGUCGUCAUACAACUCUUCUUAUCCAGUUAUAAAACAUGGUCACAAAACCUUGAUUAAAUCAAAGGUUGGAGAAGCUUCUUUGUCAGCUUCAACUACAUUAAAUCUUAAGGAUAUUCCAAAAGAAAGUUCAUUAUAUGAACAAAUCCAAGCAUAUCUGCAAACAAAAGAGCAAAGUCAUACUUUUGCUUCUAUAGCCAAAGAAAUUGACCCAGUCAGUAAUCCAGAAGAAACGGACAAAAAAGAAAUUAUAUUUCUUUUGGAAAAUUAUGAUAUUCAGAGAAAAAAUGAGCCCUGGAAUAUACUCCAGAGAUAUCUCACGAAAGGAUUAUAUUUUCCUGGCGAGACAUAUAAGUCUCGAACUUACUAUGAAUCUAUUCUUAGUAAUACUAAAAGUGUAGAAUUUCAGCACUUUUCUGACUUUGAUAAUACUAUUUAUAAUUUCUCCAAAAUAACCUUCAAGCAGAUUAUAUCAGCUUAA